AUGUUUAGUUUCAGACACAAUCCAGAGAACGGUCCCAAAAUGGCAAUCCUCGGCGGUGCACUGUGGUUAGCAUCGAUUGUGCUGGUGUGGUUGGAGGCGUGUCGGAGUGCCAACGCGAACUUCGUUGAAGAGGCGCCGGCCGGCGAUGUCCACAGCCCAUUUUCGAACAACGUCCCAAGGAGGAAGUUUUAUCUUCUGUCGGCCAUCAUUCCCGAAGAUGACCGUGGCUUCUUGUACCCGAACAAGCGAAUUUGGAGCCAAGGCAAAAAUAUGUGGGGCAAAAGAGACGGCGGAGACGCGUCAAGCCUUCGUGAUACCCUUGAUGAUUCGAACCGCUUAAAGAAAGGCGGUUGGGGGCAUGGCAAGAACAUGUGGGGCAAGCGGUUUCUCUCAGAAGGUAAUCUUAAAAGUCUGUUACAAUAA
Molecule: messenger RNA, 423 nt
Organism: Soboliphyme baturini
Lineage: Eukaryota; Metazoa; Nematoda; Enoplea; Dioctophymatida; Soboliphymatidae
Source: the annotation of a GenBank genome assembly